This is a messenger RNA of Centropristis striata (black sea bass), 3122 nucleotides long. RefSeq names its product ORAI calcium release-activated calcium modulator 2 (gene orai2). The coding region runs from base 317 to 1126 and encodes 269 amino acids. Gene Ontology annotation, cellular component: membrane. Gene Ontology annotation, molecular function: store-operated calcium channel activity. The transcript is spliced from 3 exons. Gene Ontology annotation, biological process: store-operated calcium entry. The record is from RefSeq and is a predicted model, not a curated record. NCBI's taxonomy places the organism in Eukaryota, Metazoa, Chordata, Actinopteri, Perciformes, Serranidae.
UUGCCUCCCUCUCUGCUGCAAAGCGAAAAGAGCAGAAAAAACAGAUGUUCGCUGAAUUUACAUGGCAGUGAAGAAAGUCAGCGCCCAGGUACGCUAAACAUGGCGGCGAUUAAAGCGUUACCGAGCGAGGCUCGACUUGUGGAAGGUUAACGAAGACAUUGUUGAUAACCACAUCCGAAGAGCGGAAGCUGUUCAUCCACAACACUCGUAGUGGUCGAGAACCUGUCCAUUUAUUGUCUCGUGCGGAGUGGAGAGAAGACUUCACUGGAGUUUAAGAGUUUGAGCUGUUUAAUAGGCACCUCGGCAGACAGGUACUAUGAGCAGUGAGCUGAACGUGCCGAUGGGUUCCCCGGCCCCAGGGGUCUCAGAGCGGGCUCCAGACGGUGGGGGGAUGGACUACAGGGACUGGGUGAGACGCAGUUACCUGGAGCUGGUCAGCUCCAACCACCACUCAGUGCAGGCCCUGUCCUGGAGGAAACUCUACCUGAGCCGGGCCAAGCUGAAGGCCUCCAGCAGGACGUCUGCUCUGCUCUCUGGCUUUGCAAUGGUAGCCAUGGUGGAGGUGCAGCUGGAGAUGCAGUACAGUUACCCUCGCGUGCUCCUCAUUGCCUUCAGCGUGUGCACCACCGUGCUGGUGGCGGUGCACCUCUUCGCUCUGCUGAUCAGCACCUGCAUCCUACCCAACGUGGAGGCCGUCAGCAACAUCCACAACCUCAACUCUGUCAGCGAGUCCCCCCAUGAGCGUAUGCACUACUACAUCGAGCUGGCCUGGGGCUUCUCCACAGCCCUGGGCAUCCUGCUGUUUUUAGCAGAGGUGGUGCUCCUCUGUUGGAUCAAGUUCCUGCCCGUAGACUCCAAAAAAGUCACCGCCUGCAGCACCACAGCAGCCAGCGACACGGAUAAGACUCCGACACUCGCACCCGUGCCGCAAAACAGCGGCUGGCAGGCUGCGCUGGCCUCCACCAUCAUCAUGGUGCCAGUGGGGGUGAUUUUUGUGGUGUUCACUAUCCACUUUUAUCGCUCUCUGGUGCGCCACAAGACGGAGCGCCACCACCAGGAGAUCGAGGAACUGCACAAGAUUAAGGUACAGCUAGACGGCCAUGAGAGAGGCCUCCAGACUGUGUGAUAACAUGACUGCAGCUUUAAGGACUUCCCUUUGUCUCUCAUAUUUAUCUCUUUUCUGACAUUUGUUCUGAUCAUUGUUUAUGCCUCGCUUGGACUCGCAGGCAGCGAGCUUUAAAGCUCCUCACUGUGCAACACAUGUCAGACUGCUAAUUUAUUCUUAAGGUUAAGUUGUGUUGUAGGACCUUGUCUGUGUUUUAGUGUGUCAGUCAUGGGUCAUGUAAAAAAGGUUUACAGAAAAAGGGCUAUUAUGUUCUGUGUGCCAUUUUUGUGCCAUGUCACUGUCAAGUUUGGUGAUGAUAGCCGCUUUAAUUUUGGAUCUGGUUUCAUUUAGAGGCUAACAGAUCUCUUAUUGAAUCUUUAAUCUCCUCUCAAGCCUUGCCAGCAAAGAGCUGCGAUCACUUCCACUAGACAAAAUGCAGAAUGCCACUGGGAGCUUAAGCUAACCAAUGUUAAUGUCAUAAUUAAACUUGCCAAAGUAUAAGUUGACUUGACUAUUGUACUCCAUGUAAGCUGGUUUCUGUGCUCAAGCCAAAUAUUAUAUAGUGUGUUAGAAAAAGAAGAACAAUUCUUGAACAAUACUCUUGAAAAAAAAAACGGGAAGACCUGAUACUUAUGUGCUUAUGUUUUGUGUUUGUAUUAUGCAAUUGAAACGGUAGAUUUGAAGACACUGCAAUUAAAAAAUGUUUUAUUGCAAGAAAAAUACAUUUGUGAUAAAUAAUGAAUUCAAAAUCUUUAGGGGGGGGUCAGCAAAAAGUAUAGUAUUCAAUAGUAAUUAUUGUAUUAAACAGUUUUAGAUUUGCAAACAAAACUACAUUUUACAUCACAAAUGUAUUUUACUUGCAACAAAACAUUUUUUAAUUUCAGUUUUGAUUGCAUAAUAAAGAUAAAGUAACACUAUAUCUAAUCCUGUGCAAAAUGUUUUACAUAAAAUGGAUUCAAUAAGAGAUUCAAAAAGAUUCAAUACUAGUUUCCGAUUUAAGAAAAUGCUUUCCAACUCACUUGCAUAGUGAGUGCAGGUCACACUGUUGUUUACACUCAAACCUGCUCCUCAGUCAGGCUCACAUUUCAUAAAUAACUGAGCUUGUUUUAACUGUAAGGUCAUGCCUCACACUGCAAGGAACAUGAUGUCUGUUUCACUCCUUUCUGGCUGUUCGAGGGCAUUUAUUCAGUCUUAAAGAAAAUGUUUCAUUCUUGUAAAAUUGUUGGGAGGUUGGCGUCACUGUUUUUACAUCCAAAACUUCAGACAAGCCUCAAAUGUUUUGUAAUUUUUCCUCCUUUAAAUAGCUUUUAUUGUCUUUUACAAAGACCCUGGCGCCUGUGUAAAAGGUGUCAAGCCAAUUAAUUCUGCAUACUGAUGCUGCUCAAAGUGCUUCAAUAUGAAUGUGUUACUGUCCAAAUAUAGUUCUGCCUUACAGAAUUAUUACCUUUUAUGAACUGCUGUUUUGCUAAAGGUCAUAACACAAGCUGAUGUUUUUUUCUGCUAGGAAUGUAGUUGAGCGUGACAAAGUUUAAACCAAUGAAGUUUAAAUGUUGAGUUGGAGAAAGGCCCGACAGGCUGGAGGAAAAGUCAGAAUGUUAAAAUAUGAAAUGAGAACAUGUGUAAUCAGCAUGAUGUUGUGGCCUCCUGUUUAUAUAGUCAAAACUUAGGUGUGAGGUAAUCAACACACACACACACUAAGCAUUUUCUUGGAUAAGGUCUGAGUAUGUUACUGUUUAAAAAAAAAAAGGAAAAUGCACCAACCUGUUAUUACAUUCCAAAUACGAUGACUGACCAAAGUGUUGCUCAUUUGUUUGUUUCUUGCGUCUUAAAAGAGACAAAAGUGCACUUGUAGUUUAGUCGUACCAUGUGUGAGUGUGGGGGUUCUUAUCAGAGAAUAUACUGCUUUGUCUCGUGUUCGUGGAUUUGUGCUUCUUAAUAAUGGAAAGUCAGGCCUUUGUUGGAAUGAAAGUGACAGCUUGCAACAGACUUUCAAAAUAAAAAACAAAAUUAAAGUUCU